UAAACCUCCCUAAUUGUUAUAAAGCACACUGUUUAUAUUAAACAUGCUUCACUGAUUCGAGUAUUUGGCGAGCGCCGUUUUGUCCUACUAAUUUUGGCGGUCCUUGAACUCACCUUAGUUUGUGUCCAUGUAUAACUUUCUCCGACUUUCUAGGACGUGUUUUAUGCCACUUCUUUUUCUGUCUCAUUUUGUCCACCACCCUUUUAACGUGUGUGAAGGCACAAAGGAAUGGGAAAAGGUUACCCGUGAGGUGAGGAAGUGUCAGUUUGGACUAAACCAAACCUAAUCGAAGAUACGUCGCUGGAGAUCUGCAGGAAAGGUGUGCUGAUCUCACUGGACUGCAUGUCUCCAGCCACCCUCAGCAGGCACGACAUCACCAUGUCCUUGGCCAGGCCCGCCUCCAAGUUCCCAUCCCGGCUCAGCUGCAGGGUGAUCUGGUCCAGGCUGCUCAGGAACAUCUCGGAGCCCGGAAAUGGGAAAUUGGGGCCCGGGUCCGCACCCCUGUCCCUGGCCAUGUUCUCCAUCAUGUACUGCUGGUAGAGAUCCAGGAGCUUCUGCUCCAGGUAGCGAUUCAGGAGGGAGUUGGAGAAGGGGCCCUCGCGGCCUUGGAACAUAACGCUGCGAUCGCGACCACUUCCCUGCCUCCAGUGGUUGGAGCCCCCCCUGAGUGACCGCAGAAGACCCCCUAAAGGGGAUUCCUCCGCAAGCGGGGGUGCAUCGCAGGACUGCAGAAAAGGACCAACCGCCUGGGUUUCAACCACCAUCUGCUCCUGGUUGUCAGCCGUCAAUGGCAGCACCUGAUCGCCCCCGAUGUGAAGGUCGCUGUAGUUCAGGCAGAUGCUCUGGCAGUAAGACGGUACCAAGAAGGCGGUGGCGUCCCACCCGGAGCGGGCCGGUGCCAGGGUCUCUAUGCCCGGAGGGUUCUCUCUUCCAGGCUGGGUUCCGUACAGAUCCAAAGACUCCAGCUGGGAGUCUUGGAGUUGUGAAGGACUCCUGUUGUCCACCUGCUCUGAGGAACUACGACGACGACGUACACCAGGAGACGUUGACCUGGCAACCGUGUCCUGCCUCUCAUCACGCGGUCUAAAUUGGAUGUCAAAGUUGCCAACUUGUCGGUUUAGGACCACAACUUUCUACUAUCCAGGACCUUUAGUGAUCGUCUGACACCCAAACCAGGCCAGUUGCUCUAAAGUGUCGACUUACAGAGCUGUAACCAAGCAACGUCAAGCACUCAAGAUGAGAUCGGUUUCGUCAUUUCAGCACCUUGGACAGAGACACGUCCAGAAAGGGCGAAACAACAGCGGCUCCUGCGAGGGUGGAGGAUUGCGGCCGGACUACCACAGCGCCUGCACAGUCAGGCUGGUCCGUAGCACAUCCCUGCUAGUGCUGGGGGAGCGAUCCCAGUCAGUUUUGAAACGGAGCAAAAGCACAGUGAGCAUCGAGUCCACCUUGUACUACCACCAGGGACAAGAAGACCGCAUGUGGCUCUACUCCCAGAACCAGAACUGCCUGGAGUACCUGGAGGCGCUGGGGGCUCUGAGGCGACGUUACACCGAGAGUGUCUUCAAUAGUCGUGACAAGGCCAAGGCCACAGCGUCCUCCAAAAAGAAAGCUGUGCCCCCAACUCCAUACAGAGAACCGGUAUCCAGCGUGACCCCCUCGGCCCCGCCUGUGCCCAACGUGAAGGACACUUUGCGGUUUUUGGAUGAGGUGAUCGCAAGCUGUGACAGUGAAGCCCAGCGCAAACCUUACAUGGAUGACGGGCAUGCUGACGUGGACUUUAUCGUGGCAUCCAGUUCUGCAGAACACGACCUACACUCCAAUUGGGUCUUGCGGGUUCCUCGGGGGGCGGAUGACCCCGACAGCAAGCCACAGAAGGAGAAGGCGGUCGUGUCCUGUGCCAAAGAAAAGGUUCUCAAUAAGAAGAACCAAAGCGGGUCGACCAGCAGCAGGUUGCGUCUGCAGAGGAACCCCAUCCACUUGCCCAAAGUGGUGGAGAGCGCCCUGCAGACGCUGCGCUUUAAGCCCAAGUGUAAAAAGACCAAAUGAUAGGCCGAGACUUGAAACAGAAAGUUGUUUGUUUACACUUCCGUCAUGAACAAUUUCCUAAGGAGCUUUCCUUUUUUUCUUUUAAAUAUACACCAGUCCGUCUUUCAGUGUCGACGAUUCUUUUGGCCAGGGAUGUCCAAGGUACAACCCUAAAGCCAUUUUCUGACCGCAGCUAGUUUUUUAUUGACCAUCGGCAUAUAAAAAUGGAUUCAUUAUUAAGGAGAUGCAGUAUAUUACUAAUUGUAUUAAUUUACUUUGUCACCGAUACACAAAGCUCAGCGGUCCAUGUUCUGUUCAACUAGUGUGGCAUAAUAUAGUGUCCCACUUUGAGUUGGUUUUAGCAUCUUUAAAGGAUAAACUGUAUCAAGGUACUCCUCCACUUCAUUGAACUUUUCCAUAUUAACUAAUAAAGGGAAGACCUCCCACUAUUUAGUAAUAUACAGUAAAGCAGUGCUUCUUAACCAUAGGGCCAGGGUCCAUUGUUGGGCUGCCAAACAAUAUUUGUUUCUCAGCUGUGGUCCAUAUGGGUACUCAGUUCUAACACACUUUUUUGGUAGCACUUUAGUAUGGGGAACAUAUUCUAUGUAACAAAGACUUAAUUUAGUUAUUUGGA
Entelurus aequoreus (snake pipefish) is the source of this 2662-nucleotide messenger RNA. RefSeq lists its product as uncharacterized. The transcript has 8 exons. Bases 1237 to 2049 code for a protein of 270 amino acids. NCBI's taxonomy places the organism in Eukaryota, Metazoa, Chordata, Actinopteri, Syngnathiformes, Syngnathidae. The record is from RefSeq and is a predicted model, not a curated record.